Messenger RNA from Gaeumannomyces tritici R3-111a-1, 279 nucleotides. RefSeq lists its product as hypothetical. The record is from RefSeq and is a predicted model, not a curated record. Bases 1 to 279 code for a protein of 92 amino acids. The transcript is spliced from 2 exons. Lineage: Eukaryota; Fungi; Ascomycota; Sordariomycetes; Magnaporthales; Magnaporthaceae.
AUGAGUGGGCGAGGCCAAGAGCAGGCGGCCAAGGUUGCAGGGACUGGUGAGGUCAGGGAGAGGGCACUGGCAGGAUUUGGGAUGCCGCUGAUGCACGGCGAGGCAGACGGUCGCGUGUGCCUGCAUCCAAUCUUUCUGCUGGCCCGGCCUGGAACCUCGCAGCUUCACACGGGCUACAGCUGGACGCCGUCUUCGUGGGGUCGGCUGGCUGCACCUGCCCCAAUCAAGCGGCCGGCCACCCAUCUCCGGCGGCAGCUUCGACCUCAUUCGAGCAGUUGA